AUGCCACCACCCUCAAUCUUCGGCGACGGCUUGCCAACCGCCUCACCAGCCGAACUACAUCCACCGGAUCAAGCAUGCCCCAAUCCCACAACCAACCCCGAAGACGACGACCUCGGCCUCCAGACUCCUGCCGAGAUCCUCUCCGCCAAGCAAUCAAUGACCCUCUACCCCAAAAUCACCAACAAAUUAGAAGAACUCCAGCACCAUCUCUCCCUACUCCUGCCUCCUCCACCGCCCGGGCCCUUACCCUUCACAGGAACAGUAAAACUCCACGGUACACACGCCGAUAUCCUCAUCCCUCCAUCCACCAUCUUGGGGUCUCAGAAUCUAGUCUACCAGUCCCGGAAUCGAGCCUCCCUUACUCGGGAGAGCGAUAAUCUGGGAUUUGCGGCCUUCUGCUCCAAGCGUGAGACUGCAAUCCGUUUGCUAGGAGAGAGGGUGAGGAAGCGUUGGCGAAGUCUGCAUCCUUCUGCUCCUGUCGGGAAGGAGAACGAAGGUGUGUUGGUGUUAGCUGGGGAGUGGAUCGGAAAGGGUGUCCAGCGGGAUAUAGCGAUUUCUCAGCUGGAGCGGUGUUUCGUCAUCUGUUCUCUUCGCCUCUUACCCGCCAAGGACAAGGUUGCCGGGAGUGGUGAUACUGGUGAAGGCGAUACUGGAGAUGCGAGCGCGGCGGUCUGGGAGCAUAUUCAGCAGUACCACGACCUCGAACUCCCCACCCAAAGAAUCUACAAUAUCAGCCGCAGCGGCUUCCACCACCUUACUUACUCCCCUACUGACCAAGGCGAGACCUUCCUAGCAAGAGCCAAAGCCCUGACACUCGAUGUAGGUACCUGCUGUCCCUUCGCCAAAGCCCUCGGCGUGACCGGUGCCGGCGAAGGACUCGUCUGGAUUCCAGCUCCUGACUCACCACUUCCCAAUCGUGCAAACUUCUGGCUCAAAACCAAAGCCGAACAAUUCCUCUCCGCCGCCAGCCUCCCGAAACCAGCCCAAAUACCAGCUACAGACCAACUCGCCCGCGCCCAGGCUUUCGCAGCCAAACACUGCACCAAAGAACGCCUCCAACAAGCAUGGGACUAUCUUGGAAGAAUGGAAGAGGAUCUGAAUAAAAAGGGUCUUCCGUUGUUCUUGAGUUGGUUGCAGUAUGAUAUUGGGCAGGAGGAAAAGAUGGAGUUUAGGGAGUUGGGGCUCAAGGAGAGGAUGUGGGGGAGGGAGGUGGUGAGAAUUGGGAAGGCGGAGUGGGAGAGGAUGUUUGGGUGGUGGAAGAUGAGGAUUGGGGAGAUGCCGGUGUGGUUGGCUGGGCGGGAGGGGGAGGGGAUGUGA
Messenger RNA from Recurvomyces mirabilis, 1317 nucleotides. RefSeq lists its product as uncharacterized. The transcript has a single exon. The coding region runs from base 1 to 1317 and encodes 438 amino acids. NCBI's taxonomy places the organism in Eukaryota, Fungi, Ascomycota, Dothideomycetes, Mycosphaerellales, Teratosphaeriaceae. The record is from RefSeq and is a predicted model, not a curated record.